Striga hermonthica is the source of this 1146-nucleotide messenger RNA. The record is from the annotation of a GenBank genome assembly. Lineage: Eukaryota; Viridiplantae; Streptophyta; Magnoliopsida; Lamiales; Orobanchaceae.
AUGCUGCACCGCCUCACCCCAUCUUGCUACCGCGAUCGUUCUGAGGCCCCGCUGCAGCCGAUGGACAGCCAGUCGCUGCUGCUGAACAUGAAGAUAUUCCUCAACGACGUUUUCAUAUCCGUUCUUCCGUUCGACGGCCGGCAGCGCAUCACACCGGAAAAAAAUUUCUACUUUGACCAUCCCGAGUCCGAGCCGUCGUGCCCCUUCGGCAUUAUUGACAUCGAUAGAGACUUAACCCCGUCGGCUCCCGAUUAUGGGACUCAACACAUCUGUGGUUAUGGUCGGCCCAGCAGCUGCCAUGGGUUGAUCUGUAUGCAGGAUAGUGCAAAUUAUUUCGAGGACUCGAACACAGUUGUGGUGUUAAACCCAUUAAUUAAUGAGUUCAAAUCCAUCGACUGCUACCCCAUCAGAUGUCUCCUCUCUGACGCCAGUUGUACUAGCUUAGUUUGUGCUGGGUUCGGAUUCGACCCCGUAUCUAAAGACUAUAAGGUAUUGAUGGAUGUCGACAACAGCUUCAGCACUGAAUAUAAUCCCGACGAUCCCCGUUAUGUGGUGUGCUCCCUGAAGACUGGUUCUUGGCGUCCUGUAUCUAAUUAUCCUCAACCUCCGUUAGAUGAUACGCCCAGGUGGUACUCAAUAGAACGCAACUCUAUUUACAUAGAUGGGAUUAGUUAUUCGCUUGCAUGUGACAACAAUUUAAGGAGUCUUUUCGGCAUAGUUUCCUUCAACUUUGCCACUGAAGAAUUCUCGUGGUCCCGAUGGCGACAUGUAAACGACGAGUGUUUUUGGCCUAAUGGGUACUGCCUGGUAGAAUAUGAGGGGUUGCUCGGUUGUGUUCUUUUUCAUGAUGUGGAAGGCAUGACGAAAUUCCAUUUGUUGGUUAGAGAGAAUGAGUCGUGGGCUCAGGUAACCAGCUUCCGUGUUCCCGGAGCAGAUAGACCCGUGGCGUGCUUGGGUAAAGACAAGUGGUUUUUCAGAGGAAAAAAGAACGAGCUGCUGUUUUUUGAUCCCACUGCCGUGGACCCAAAGCCUGUCUGCAUUUAUGACUUGCACCAGUAUGCAGAAAUUAUUCCGUUUGUGGAAAGCACAAUCUGGCCCUAUGCUACAAGGAAUAAGCCCGAUGACGGGCAGUCUUGUGCUAAUUAA